This is a messenger RNA of Jatropha curcas, 1009 nucleotides long. RefSeq names its product oil body-associated protein 1A. The record is from RefSeq and is a predicted model, not a curated record. Lineage: Eukaryota; Viridiplantae; Streptophyta; Magnoliopsida; Malpighiales; Euphorbiaceae.
AAAACCCUUAUAUAGAAGGCGAAGAAGGAAAGGAAUCAAUCAGAGAUAAAAAUGUCUACUCAUCCAGAAGUUCCCGGCGAGCCAACUCCGGUCAAAACCAAUCUCGUUGAGACUGCCACCGCUGCUGUUCAAGGCUUUGGUCCCGUUAAUAAAAUCCACCAACACCUCUGCGCAUUCCAUUUCUAUGGAGAUGACAUGACUCGGCAAGUGGAAGCACAUCACUUUUGCGGUCACCAGAAUGAGGAAAUGAGACAGUGUCUGAUAUACAACGGCCCAGAGGCAGACGCUCGUCUAAUUGGGCUGGAAUACAUUAUAUCGGAGAACCUGUUUAUGACCCUGCCGGACGUGGAGAAGCCGCUGUGGCACACACACGAGUAUGAGGUGAAAAGUGGUGUCUUGUUCAUGCCUGGAAUUCCUGGUCCAAUACAAAGACAGGAUCUUGAGAAAGUGUGCAAAACUUACGGCAAGACUAUUCAUUUUUGGCAAGUUGACAAAGGUGACAAUUUACCUCUUGGCUUACCUCAGAUUAUGAUGGCUAUGACUAGGGAUACUCAGAUUUAUGAUGACCUUGCUCGAGAUGUGGAGAACCGAUAUGGGGUAUCAUUUGAGAAAGAGAGGGAGAACAGAGCUUAUAUGAAAGGGCCAGAUCACGGAAUACAUCCUUUGGCUAAUGGUGGAGGAAAGGGUCUCAGGACUAGCCUCAGAGAGGUUGACUGCAAGCCCCCUGGCAGUGUUUAGAGGGUUCUUGUGUAAUUUACCAUAUAAUAUGAUACCCAUGUAAAAUAUAAUAUGUUAUAGGUUGCAGGAUUUUGGUUGUGUAAUUUUGAUGACUCGACGUGUAUUAUGGUAAUAUACGAUAUGUAUAUAACUAAAUAUGUAUAUGGACUAUUUACUGUGGCACUAUUUCUGGUGUUCUUUUGCCCAGUAAUUUUUGAGUGUGUAAUCUUAUCUUGUCACGUUUCCAUUCUUAUUCUAUUUCUAAUCAAAAGAGAGAACAUAAUUCCAAGAC